Messenger RNA from Diatraea saccharalis (sugarcane borer), 381 nucleotides. The record is from the annotation of a GenBank genome assembly. Lineage: Eukaryota; Metazoa; Arthropoda; Insecta; Lepidoptera; Crambidae.
AUGCCCUCUUAUAAAAUGAAACAUUUCGCCGAUGACUACUCACUUGUUUACGUAGCUCAAGCCAUAACGGGUACUUACUUUCCCUGCAUAAGUUAUAACCCUUCUCGCAGUGAAGUUACGGCCGGAUUGUGGAUAAGUAGCAAAGAAGAAAAAAAUGAAACAUUAAAACCAGAAGAACAGUCAGAAAGUAACACUGAUAAAACACUGGCUCGUAGAACUUUAAACAAUUCCUGGCAUAAUGAGGCAAUAGAAAGUAAUCAUGAGGAUAUGGUCGAGGUUGCUCAUAAUCUAUUAAUCAAUAUAGAAUACAUAGAAAAUAGUGAAUCUGAUAUAGAAAAGGUUGUAGCCAAAAAUUCAGUCAGUCAUAUAGACAAGCUAUAG